AUGCAAGCAGAAGCGCCUGAUACCAAUUUGGUAAGUAAUGUGGCUGUGGUAUCGAAGAAAAGAAGGUUGUCAAAGACUUCCGUUCAAGAAAAUGAAAAUGCAGAGGUGAAGUUGGAAGUGAAGAAGAGCAAGAAAAAAAGGAAAGAGAGGCCUGUGACAUGUACUUUGCAAAAAGCUGUUGUCGAAAAAGGAACUGGUGUCAAAGAUGUGAGAGACAUGACUCAAUACUUGCUACAGGCUGAAAACAACUCUCCCAAAUGGAUAGAUAUCAGCAAUAGAUCAAGUUUAAAAAAAAUGGUUGUUUUGUUCAUUCCAGGCCUACAACCAGGCGAUUUUGAAAACGGCAAGAGGGCAUUCAAUGAACUCAGUGAUGACAAGUUCAAGUAUUUUCCCGAGAAAGUUGCUGCUAACUUCCAUACUUUUGCAGUGAUGGCUCCGGGUUCCAAGAUGACGCUAUUUUCACCAUACAAUUCAUUCAUUAAUGUUGGGCUGUCUAAACUGGAGAAAAUAAAUAAGCUGAAGGAAUUACAAAAGAAAAAAAAGAUUACCAUCAACGAUUUGGUUUUAUCCGAACAGCAGUUGGUGGCGAACGACUACCCAUUAGAUUCUGAAGACAAAAAUGAUGCAGACUGGGUACAGACUGUCGAUUUUGCUCAUGAUGGUUCGCACAUCUUUGCAUUGGACUGCGAAAUGUGUCUUUCCGAGCAAGGUUUGGUUCUUACCAGAAUUUCUAUAGUCAACUUUGAUAAUGAGGUCAUUUACGAAGAGUUAGUAAUGCCUGAUGUUCCCAUAGUGGACUACUUGACUCGUUACAGUGGCAUAACUGAGGAAAAGCUGGCCACUAGCGCCAAGAAAACGCUUUCAGAAGUGCAACAAGAUUUACUAGGGAUAAUAAGUCGUUCAGAUAUUUUGAUUGGACACUCGUUACAAAAUGACUUGAAGGUGACUAAGUUGAAGCACCCAAAGAUUGUGGACACGGCCAUUAUAUACCAUCAUAAGGCUGGUGAUCCUUUCAAGCCAAGUUUGAAGUACUUGAGUGAGACAUUUUUGAAUAAAAGUAUCCAAAAUGGUGAACACGAUUCUGUUGAGGAUGCAAGAGCGUGUCUCGAGUUGACAAAACUGAAAAUUUUAAAUGGUUUGGCGUUUGGUAUAGGUAUCAACACCGAGAACUUAUUUUCCAAAUUGCAUCGUUUCGAAGUGAAGACCAUGCUACUGAAUGAUAUGAUCGUCAAGGACCACACCGAAGACGACUCCAAGGGCCAUUUAAUCCGUUGUGUCGAGGAUAAUGAAACAUGGACACACGUUCACAAAAGUUUGAAUGGGGAUAUAAAGCUUGUUGUGGGGAGGUUGAAAAACUUGGAGAGAUCACGUAAUUACAAUAAAAAGCCCCGGAAAGGCAAUGAUUCAUUGGAUGCAUCCAUGGUUCUUCAAGAUAUUGGACAGAAUCUUACCCAAUUAUACGAGGAAGCCACGCCAGGUACCAUGAUUUUGGUCAUGUCGGGCACAGGCGAUACCAGACCAUGGAACAGUCUUUCAAGUGAAUUGGAGUUAAUCCAAGAUAAAAAGGAGAGAUUAGAUAAAAGGCAUGAAAUGGAACCUGAAAUAGUGGAAGCCAUAAAAUUGGCCCGAGAUGGUGUAGCAUUAUUUACUGUAAAAUAA
Molecule: messenger RNA, 1659 nt
Organism: Saccharomyces kudriavzevii IFO 1802
Lineage: Eukaryota; Fungi; Ascomycota; Saccharomycetes; Saccharomycetales; Saccharomycetaceae
Gene: RNH70
Product: Rnh70p
Exons: 1
Coding region: 1-1659 (552 amino acids)
Cellular component (GO): nucleus
Molecular function (GO): exonuclease activity; nucleic acid binding
Source: RefSeq, a predicted model, not a curated record